GUUCUGAAUGGUUUAUGCAUAUUUUGAUUGUAGCUUAAUGAUUUUAUUUGUAUGCCGUUCUCUGACAUAGGUGCACUUCGUGAUUAAAAGGCUUGCUUUGAAUACCGAGUAGUGCAGUGUGGCAUACGCUACUGUACAGCACUUUACCAGGAUAUGCAAGUAUACUGCACUUUAUCUGGAUACAACUUGUGUCGUUAACGGAACAAAGUAAUCCAAAAAUCUGUGGAUGUCUGAAACACUGGAAAACACACAGGAACAGUAUGGGAGGGAAAGAGGAGACAUGUGCACAGCCAGGCAGAACUUUAAGUUUAAGAUGCAAACGUUUAAGUCAGGAUUAUGUUAAGCUUUCAUUCCUCAUUCAUCUGACCUGCUACUGUCAGUAACUGAUAAAUACAUUGUGCUAAAACCAAAAUGAAUAGAUCUCUUUAUGGCAGAUGUGAAAUUUUCAUUAGACUAUGACAAACUACAAACCUAAUCAGAAUGACUCUGUGGUGUAUGCAGGAGCUGCAGUACAGGAUUUAGGUGCUGCAGGUCACUCACAAGAAGGAGAUUAUCAUGCUUCUCUGUUUAUUUUACAAAAUGGAAAUGCAUUUCAGAGAGUACAGCCACCAACUGAAAAUACUUCAUGCCUUAGCACCACCCCAGCUGUACCCAAAAUGGGUGUCCGUGCCAGGAUUGCUGAUUGGCCUCCAAAAAGAGAACCAUUUAAUGAUACACUAAAGCCAGUUGCUUUGCAAGGUACUCAGCAGUUGGGAAUAAAUAGAAGUUUUACAUCAACUAAAGGAUUUCAUAAUGGACAGAUGCUUCAUAAUCCAAAUGUUUGUGGUUCUUCAGGGUUUAGAGGGCUUUACAGAUCAUUACGGAGGCGAUCAAGAGAAGCUGAGUUCCAGGAUAGCUGGCCAAAAUCGCCACGCUUACCAUCUAGGUACUUUACUCCCCUUCGUAGUCGAAGUAAUAGUGAGAUCACACUCAGUGAGUAUGAUACAGAGGAAUUUUUUGAAUUCAGAGGGAACAAAUAUGUAACUGGAAUGCCUCUUUAUAGAGAGUAUGGUAGCACUUCUUCAAUUGAUGUCCAAGGAGUUUCAGAGCAAAGUUUCUUUGACAUACUUAAGGAGUUUUGCACUGAAAAACCUGAUCAACGUAGCGCUGCACCUGAAAAAUUUACUGAUUUACUCAGGGUGGAUUGUAAUGUGGAUUUUAACCUUCGUUUUGCUGCAAAAUCAAAUAUUGAUUCACAGAAUGACCAGUCACCCAAAGAGGAAUUACAGACACUACAGAAGGAGAAGGAAAGAACUCGUAAAAAAAAUCCUAAAGUUGAGGCUGGUGACAUCCUCCUUCGAAAACUAAGGGUUAGUAAAAGUGACACUGAGCCAGUAAAAUCCUGCACAGAUCAGGAGGACAGCAGACCCCAGAACAGCAACAAACCAUGGGUUUGCCUUAAAAGUUUUGCACACUAUGAUGUACAGAGUAUACUGUUUGAUCUUAAUGAAGUAGUAUCCAGUAGAGCUUAUGUAGCUCAGAGGAGAAACACUACUACUGGCGCUUCAGCUGCAUCUACUUCGGUCUCAAGGAUGGUGACACCUGAGGGGCCUGAUUCAGCAUUUAUGAGUACCGAAGAUUUAAAUUGCAAAGAGAACCUAGAAACUGAUCUUGGAGAUAACAACAGCAAUGAUCUGCUACUUAGCUGUCCCCACUUCCGGAAUGAAACUGGAGGGAUGAGUGAGCGCAAUGUGUGUUUCUCCAAAGCUUCUGCUGUUUCAAACAUCAGGGAUGAAAGUUGUUUUUAUGAAUCGCCACCAAUCAUGCACUGCACAAAUGCUAGCAUUUCAGUGUUGGAAGUACCAAAGGAAAUGAAGCAAAUCAACUGGGAAAAGUUAAAGCACUGCAGUAUUGAACAUGUUGAUCUUGGUGCUCGAUUUUAUCAGGAAUAUUUUUAUGGCAAAGAACAUUCCAGCUACUUUGGCAUAGAUGAAAAGCUUGGACCAGUGGCUGUUAGCAUUAGGAGGGAAAAACUGGAUGACCAUAAAGAUUAUGGACCACAGUACCAGUACAGAAUUAUCUUUAGAACAAGUGAGCUCAGAACACUUAGAGGAUCCAUUUUAGAAGACGCAAUUCCAUCUACAGCAAAGCAUGGAACAGUGAGGGGGUUGCCUGUAAAAGAAAUACUCGAGUAUAUUAUUCCUGAGUUAAACAGCUCAUGUCUCAGGUUGUCUGUCAGCACCUCUAAAGUAGCAGACCAGUUGUUAAAGCUUGAUGAACAAGGGCUUAGUAAAAAACACAAGGUUGGAGUUCUGUACUGUAAAGCUGGCCAGAGUACUGAAGAGGAGAUGUACAACAAUGAAGAGGCUUCAGCCCCAUUUGAAGAGUUCAUGUUGCUUCUUGGAGAAAAGGUCUGUCUCAAGGGUUUUACGAAGUAUGCUGCUCAGCUGGACACUAAAACUGAUUCAACAGGUACCCAUUCACUCUACACUGAACAUCAGGACUAUGAGGUCAUGUUCCAUGUUUCUACCAUGCUUCCAUAUACUCCAAAUAACAGACAGCAGCUACUGAGGAAAAGGCACAUAGGGAAUGACAUAGUCACCGUCAUCUUUCAAGAACCUGGAGCACUGCCUUUCACCCCACAAAACAUUCGCUCUCACUUCCAGCAUGUCUUUGUAAUCGUAAGAGUACAUAAUCCUUGCACCGAAAAUGUUUGCUACAGUGUUUCUGUAACAAGAUCCAAAGAUGUUCCACCAUUUGGACCUGCAAUACCUAGUGGAGUUAAAUUUCACAAAUCUGAUGUCUUUAGAGACUUUCUCUUGGCUAAGCUGAUAAAUGCAGAAAAUGCUGCACAUAAAUCGGAAAAGUUUCACCUUAUGGCUAUAAGAACUAGACAGGAGUAUCUGAAAGAUCUAGCUGAAAAUUUUAUCACAAGUACGCCUAUUGACUCGGGUGGAAAAUUUACCUUAAUCUCACUGACUUCCAAAAAAAAGGAGAAAAACAAACCUCGUCUGGGUGCUGAACUGUACAGUUGUGGUACAAUCACAUGGAGAGUUUUAGCUCAAGAUUUUGCCCAAGGUGGAGAAAUUGACUGUAUGUUUGGAGUCUCUGAAGAGUUUAUAAUUUUAAUUGAACAAAGUAGUAAGGAAGUUGUAUUUAAUUGUCUUUGCGGAGAUGUCAUUGGUUGGACACCAGAUACUUCAACACUUAAAAUUUUCUUUGGCAGAGGAGAUCACAUUUUUGCGCGGACAGUAGACAGCAAUCCAGAUGACGUCAAAGAAGUUAUUCAGAGAUUAAAAGUAACAACAAAAGGCUGUGAAACUGUUGAUAUGACCUUGAGAAGAAAUGGACUGGGUCAGCUUGGAUUCCAUGUGAAGUAUGAUGGGACAGUUGCAGAAGUAGAAGAGUAUGGCUUUGCUUGGCAAGCAGGACUGCGGCAGGGAAGCAGGCUUGUAGAAAUAUGCAAGGUUGCAGUGGCAACACUAAAUCAUGAUCAAAUGAUUGAUCUGCUGCGUACCUCUGUUACAGUAAAGGUAGUCAUUGUACCUCCUUUUGAAGAUGGAACACCACGCAGGGGAUGUACAGAGACUUAUGAAAUGAACACUGUGGAGCAUAAACCUGAACUUGAAAGUUUACCUGCAGGAUACAGACCACCAUACAGAAGUAGCCCUGCAUGGCAGUGGAGUGGCCCAGCUUCUCACAAUAUGUCUCAGCCACAGAGGUGGUCAUCACUGGGACAGGUUCAGUCUCUCACACGUUCUCAGAAGCCAUCGGUUUCAUAUCAUGAAACACAUUCAUUACAAACCAAGAGACCAGUGAGUUUCCCUGAGGCACCAUAUUCAGCAUCAUCAUCUUUGGGACUGACUGAGAGAAUUCAGACCCACAGAAAUCCUUCCGGCAGUUUUUCCACUCCAGGUUCUGCAAACAGCGCUAACAGUAAUAUUCCUCCAUACAACAGAUCUACAACCACUCCUGAAAGGUUUACAACUCCACAAAGACCACUGGUUCAUUAUGAGCAGCAGUACAGACAUGAAGCUGUGAUCAGUGGUGAUCCUUCAUCUGGAGGUUUGGGUAGCCAAGAAGGCAUCAUGGAGCACCAAAAGCCAGAGCAAUUGUGGCAUAUUCCAGCAUCAGCUCGAGUGACUUCCUUUGCUGGGAGCAAUGUGAACAAGCGCCACAACCGACAGGAAGUUGUAGGCAAGGAAUCCCCCAACCGACAUCCCAAAGGUGAAACCCAGUAUUCAAGUCAUUCCAGUAGCAAUACUCUUUCAAGCAAUGCUUCCAGUAGCCAUAGUGAUGACAGAUGGUUUGACAUGCCAAGUCGGAUGGAGACUGAACAAGAUCCAGUGACCAGGGGAGGUGUCAAUGGCAGCAACACUGAUGCAGCCAUUUACAACCCUAGUCCUAAUGUGAACAGCAAGCCUUUAAGACCAUCUCAUCCAAAUGACAAGAUGCAAAAAGUUAUUAAUGUGUCUACCACUUUCUCUGGGACUCCUGAUCAAAGUGGACGGACUGCAGAUUGGCCUGGAUACAUUACAGACAAGAGGAAGGAAUCCUUGGCUUCAUUAAAUAACAGCAGCCAAAAUAAGUUGUUCCGGUCAAAAAUGUACACUACCAAUAUAAACUCUUCCCCUAGAGGCCUUCCUUCAAGCAGCAGUAGCGAUAUGCUUAAGGAUUCAAGCAUUGUGAAUUCUGGACAGAGCUCUGCCUCUCAGCUUUUCAAACCAUCUGGUGCUGAGAAUCCGUGGCCUUGUAAGAUACCUCAUUCCAGCUCUUUUCAGCUUUCUGCCUCUGUCCCAAAGUCAUUCUCCUGCAGUCAGCCUAUGAAGAAUAAGAGUCCGGCAGAAUGGAAAAUAAGUGAAGAAACACCGACUCGACCUCCCACAAUGACAGAUGUUAAAAAACAAAUAGACAUGACUUCCAAGAACAUCUUUGGUGAGCCCAGACUGAGGGCUUCUCUUCGAGACUUGAGAUAUCCAAGAAAAAACUACAAAUCAAGUAUUGAAGAUGACUUGAAGAAACUUAUAAUUUUAGACAAUCCCCGCACAGAGCAGGAAAGUGAAUCAACUAAUCCCCCACGUACUGCCUUGCAGAGGACAUUAUCUGAUGAAAGCAUUUGCAGUGGAAGAAGAGAUACAAGCUAUGCUAGCACAGUUGGGUUUGAGCAGACACUGCCAAAUGACAAUGUAUUUACAAGUGCUUAUCCAUGUAAAACAUUACCUGUCCACCGACAUUACCAGCAGCAAGCAAGUCCAAAUCUCCCAGACAAAAAGUCCAACAUCUCUUCCUCAGAGCAUUCACUUACUGAUGCACAUGACAAGGUUCAAGGGAGUCGUAUUGAUCCAGGGAUGAUGCCUCUUCCAGACACUGCCUCGGGCCUUGAAUGGUCCAGCUUGGUUAGUGCAGCUAAAGCAUAUGAAGUUCAGAGAGCUGUUUCCUUAUUUUCUCUUGGUGAUCCUUUGCCAAGUCCAGAUGCCAGACCUUUGAUCAACCCUGUAUGUACAUCCAUGCCAUUUGAAAAGGUCACAUCACCGCAAACCACAUCAGGUAUAAGUGAGGGAUCAACUACAGCACUUACAGGGAAAGUGCACCAGCUGGAAGCUAUGUUAAAACAGCUUCAUAAUGACUUAGAAAAGGAGAAACAAGACAAAGUUGCUCUCCAGUUUGAAGUAGCAAGCCUCAGGCAAAACAACCAGCUUCUUCAGGAAGAGUCUCAGUGUGCCACAGAACAGCUGAGGAAAUUUGCACAACUAUUCUCUAAUACUGUUGAGAAAAAGUAACUUUUUUAGGGUGGAACUGUUACAGCUUCUGUCUAAUUUGGUACUGGAAAUGUAUGUACUGUGUAUUUGAACCAGUUGGCUGCAGAUGUUUAUUUGUGUGGUGCUGUCAGAGCAAAAGCAUUCUCAUGGUACUAUGUAGUUAAGACUACUAGAAGGAGAUAACUGCAGAUGCUGAGCCUUGGAGUACAGAUGCUUAAGAAGGGAUCAAGAUUUUGGUACUGCACCCGGUUUUAUUUAGUAUUUCAGCAGAGCUGAAAGAUAGAGUGGCCUCCUUCCAUUUUCGAGUAACAUCUGCACCAUUUAUUAAUUUUAGAGUAAUGACAAACUGAUGAUUCAUUCAGGUUAAAUUUUGCACUGUAGCUGGACCAGUAAAAGUAUGUGAAUUUUGUUUCAAGAAAUAUUUGAUAAAAGACAAGGGGUUAAUUAUUUUACUUAUUUAUUGUGUUUUAUAGUAGAGUUUUAACCAUCAGACACUGCAUUGUUGUCUGAGAUUACUUCUAGCUCAUAUGCACUCAUCUCUUGUGUAAAGGUACAAUAUUAUGUUCUCGGUAGAAAAGAUGCUGUAGAGAUGACAUGUUCAAGCUACUUUACAGUCUUGUGAACCGAACAGUUCUUCUUAACUAUGCUUUGAUGCUUCAUCUUUUGUGAAAAUGCCCCAGUGUAAUGGCAUGUGCGUAACAGUACAAUUAAUGACACUCAGAUGUGAUACUCUACGCUGCAAUAUUAGUGUUGUGAAAAACAAGCUGUACCAAAACUGAAAACCCAUUAAUGUAAGGCCAGUUAUAUGUUAUUUUUGUAUCAUACAGUAAACAGUUUUAUAUAGUGACAGCAUGGCUGUUUUGCCCAUCACUUUCAGUGCUGGGUAGUGAUCAGAUUGAUUUUUGUCGUCUUAGAUAGAAAUAAAUGACGCAGGAUGUGUCAUUAAUUUGAAGAGCACUUUCUCACACGUAAUUAUUUUCUAAAGAACUUAUAGCAGGGACUGGCUCAGGAAGUUGUAUGUGUUUAAAAUAUAAAUGUGCUUUAUAAAAUACUAUAUUUCUACAAAUAUUUCCUAUUUGUAAUCUUUUUUAGGAUUUCUGACCACAGAUUUGUAGGGCUAUGUCUGCAACAGAUUGUAAAGGUAUGAUUUUAUUUGAUAGAUGUAAGGGAUGUAAAUAAAAAUGUGGUCUACAUAGGCGACACACAAAAUUUAAAGGCAAGCUUGAAAUCUUGCUUCCUUCCAGAAAUAGAAGAUGCAAAGGCUGAAAGCCAUCAUUUGUGUAAAGAGUCAGUGGAUGCAAACAUGGCAGGUGUGAAUAUGCUGCAUAUAUUUACUUUUUAAAUUUAUUUAGACUGGCACUGGAUUAGAUUAGUGCUAUAAUUGUGCAGCGAAUUAUGCAAAACAUUGAUCUUUUUUUUUUGUUACACUGGUUAUGGGAUCUAAAGUAAGGAAUCGGCUGUUCUAGUCACUUCUGGUCAAGUGAUAAAUUGUAUAAAAUAUAGGGCAUUGAGAAGAAUCUUGUAGAUUUGGGGAUGAUUUUAUAUUAGGAGGAAUCAUCCACUUGUCUAAUAAAUAUUAACAGACUUUGUCACUGUUGGCAUCUGAAUUUCUGUUAAAGGUAACAGUAACUUAUUUUAAAAUAUGUCUCUCAGUGGUAAAACACUUAAACUUUGUUUAUAUUUCUGAUAUUUAAAGAUGUAUGCUUGAGUUUGACUAAAACAUAAAAAUUGAUGCUUUAUUUAUUAGGUAUAUCUUUCAUUUAGCAGUAUGUGAAAAUUCAUUAUUUGUAAGAUGUUUAUAAAUGGUACUCAGUUUGUAUGAAUAUAGUACACAUUGAGAAAAUGCAUUGCUGAUCUUCAUUAAAAUCUUUAUUCCUGUA
Messenger RNA from Protopterus annectens (West African lungfish), 7618 nucleotides. It is a transcript of the gene SIPA1L3, whose product is annotated as signal induced proliferation associated 1 like 3. Gene Ontology annotation, molecular function: protein binding; GTPase activator activity. The record is from RefSeq and is a predicted model, not a curated record. The coding region runs from base 456 to 5759 and encodes 1767 amino acids. The transcript is spliced from 21 exons. Gene Ontology annotation, cellular component: cytoplasm; Golgi apparatus; plasma membrane. Lineage: Eukaryota; Metazoa; Chordata; Ceratodontiformes; Protopteridae. Gene Ontology annotation, biological process: activation of GTPase activity; regulation of small GTPase mediated signal transduction; epithelial cell morphogenesis.